AUAAUUCACCGCCAGGAUCCAAAAACUUGCCACUUUGAUUGUACUAAUCCUAUAAGUGAAUAGUUAUGAUUGGUUAACCAGAAGAUACAAUGAAUAUAAGCCAAACCAAAAGAUUAAAAUUAAAAGCAGCUAUUAUACAUUACUGCUAACGUAGCCCACUGGUUCUUAUAUGCUUCUGGUUUUCUUCUUUAUAUAAAUUACUUUUCAAACUGUUUUAAAAUUCAUUAUCCACUUGUUUUCAAAGGCAUGAUGAGUAGUACGAGCAAAAAUGGGGUGGAAAACCACACGACAUUUCACAAGUAUUUCGAGUCAUGGCUAGUUAGACAGAAUCAAGAUUUGGAUCAGCUGGUACGUGCCUCAAAAGACGAAAACACCAACAACAAUCACGCGAUGAGCCUAUCGAGUUUGAUUCAGAGAGUUGUGAAACACUAUGAAGAGUACUACACAGAGAAAUCGCGGUAUGCUAAUGAUGAUGUUGCAGGGAUGUUGCAUCCAUCAUGGCUAAGUAAUCUUGAAGACGCGCUUUUAUGGAUUGGAGGUUGGAGGCCUAGUAUGGCUUUUCAUUUGCUCUACUCAAAAUCAGGUAUACAACUUGAAGCUAAUCUUCAUGAGUUAAUGAGAGGAUUUAGUAGUAGUGAUUUAGGAAGUUUAUCCAGUAACCAACUUGAGAAGAUUGAUGAGUUACAACAUAGGACCAUAAGGGAGGAAAGAAAGAUAAGUGAGAGUUCAGCUAAAGUUCAAGAAAGUGUAGCAGAUACAUCAAUGGUGGAGCUGUCCCAUGUAGUGAGUGAACUAAUGAGGGAACAAAGAGAUGUUGAAGAAGAAGAGGAGAAAAUCAAGAGAAAUAUUGAUAAAAGAGAGGAAGGUUUAUUUGAUGUGUUGAAAAAAGCAGAUGAUUUAAGGUUAAGGACACUAAAAGAGAUAUUGAAAAUUUUGACACCAAUUCAAGGUGUUCAUUUCUUGAUUGCUGCUGCUGAACUUCACUUGAGGUUUCAUGAAUGGGGUAUGAAGAAGGACGCAAGGCAAUGACCGACAAGCCAAAUUUUGAUAAAAGGUGCACGGAUCAAGAAAGCAUAGUUGUAUUGGUGGAUAUUGUUACUGGAGUCAAUGUCGUUACUACUAAUUACUAUUAGGUAGAUUAAAAUGGGAUGAAGAUUUUUAGGCUUUGUUUGUUUGUUUGUUUAAUUUCUGUUUAUGCAGAGACAUGAUUAGUUAAGAAUUUAAAAUCUUUUUAUGA
Molecule: messenger RNA, 1237 nt
Organism: Capsicum annuum
Lineage: Eukaryota; Viridiplantae; Streptophyta; Magnoliopsida; Solanales; Solanaceae
Product: protein DELAY OF GERMINATION 1
Exons: 2
Coding region: 247-1029 (260 amino acids)
Biological process (GO): DNA-templated transcription
Molecular function (GO): sequence-specific DNA binding
Source: RefSeq, a predicted model, not a curated record